Messenger RNA from Scomber japonicus (chub mackerel), 1693 nucleotides. Its product is annotated as ER membrane protein complex subunit 3-like. Lineage: Eukaryota; Metazoa; Chordata; Actinopteri; Scombriformes; Scombridae. Gene Ontology annotation, cellular component: EMC complex; membrane. The coding region runs from base 56 to 841 and encodes 261 amino acids. The transcript has 9 exons. The record is from RefSeq and is a predicted model, not a curated record. Gene Ontology annotation, biological process: protein folding in endoplasmic reticulum.
GGAAGUGUUCCUCUCCGUGUUAGCCUCCUCGCUGCUAGCUGUUAAUGUGAUAGUCAUGGGGGGUCCGGAGCUCCUGCUGGACUCCAGUAUUCGGAUGUGGGUGGUGCUGCCCAUCGUCUUCAUCACCUUCUUCGUGGGGAUCAUCCGUCACUACGUCACUCAGCUGCUGCACAGUGACAAGAAGAUUGAGCUGGAGCAGGUGUCCGACAGUCAGGUGCUCCUGCGUAGCCGCAUCCUCAGAGAGAAUGGAAAGUACAUCCCUCGACAGUCGUUCGCUAUGAGGAAACAUUACUUCAACAACUCAGAGACCGGCUUCUUCAAGAAAGUGAAGAGGAAAGUCGUCCCCAAGAACCCCAUGACAGACAGCAGCAUGCUAACAGACAUGAUGAAGGGGAACCUGACCAACGUGCUGCCGAUGAUUGUGAUUGGUGGAUGGAUAAACUGGGCGUUCUCUGGAUUCGUCAUCACUAAGGUGCCGUUUCCUCUGACGCUGAGGUUCAAGCCGAUGUUACAGAGAGGCAUCGACCUGCUGUCACUGGAUGCAUCCUGGGUGAGCUCAGCGUCCUGGUACUUCCUCAACGUGUUUGGACUGAGAAGCAUGUACAGUCUGAUCCUGGGUCAGGACAACGCUGCCGACCAAUCACGGAUCAUGCAGGACCAGAUGACGGGCGCUGCCAUGGCGAUGCCCCCUGACCCCAACAAGGCCUUUAAGAGCGAGUGGGAGGCGCUGGAGAUCGUAGAACAUAAGUGGGCUCUGGAGAACGUGGAGGAGGAGCUGAUGUCCAGAGACCUGAACUUUGGAACCUUCUUCAGCCAAGACAUCAAGUCCACGAUGUUCUAGACCGGCGAGGACCUGCUGGCUCCAGAACGUCUGAGUUCCACGUCUCUACACUAGAACCUGUUCUGGAGGUCUGAGAACACGGAUCCACGUGUGAGGAACGUCUGUUUGCUGCCUCUGAUCUUUUAUUCACUGUCUGCCUUUUUUCAGCCUCCAAAUGUAAAACAUCAGAUUUUGGCAGAACGUUGUGCCUUCAGGAACCUUUCACAGUGGAACCGAAACGUUCUAGUCCAAAGCUUCAGGAACCUUUCACAGUGGAACCGAAACCUUCUAGUCCAAAGCUUCAGGAACCUUUCACAGUGGAACCGAAACCUUCUAGUCCAAAGCUUCAGGAACCUUUCACAGUAGAACCGAAACCUUCUAGUCCAAAGCUUCAGGAACCUUUCACAGUGGAACCGAAACCUUCUAGUCCAAAGCUUCAGGAACCUUUCACAGUGGAACCGAAACCUUCUAGUCCAAAGCUUCAGGAACCUUUCACAGUAGAACCGAAACGUUCUAGUCCAAAGCUUCAGGAACCUUUCACAGUGGAACCGAAACGUUCCAAAGCUGCUUCCAGCUCUGUGGUUCUAGUCUUCACUUCAUCAGAUUUACAUUUAGUUUAAGAAUCAAACACAUCUGUAGUUUUUACUGGAAAUCUCUGAAAUGAUCCGUUACCAUGACGACAAGAACACAGCUGAUUUAUUAACUUCACAUGAACACAGAUGAUGAUUAAAUAUAUUUCUUGUAGUUUGACUCAAAGUCCACUUAGAAGCUUUUUCUGGAGCUUUCAGCCUCGUCAGUCGUCUGAAGAGUGAAACGUGAAAGUGAAUAUGUUUAUAUGUAUUUAUGUAUUUAUAUGUACGUACAUAUAUAAAC